Messenger RNA from Nomascus leucogenys (northern white-cheeked gibbon), 2719 nucleotides. It is a transcript of the gene IFI16, whose product is annotated as interferon gamma inducible protein 16. Gene Ontology annotation, molecular function: double-stranded DNA binding. The record is from RefSeq and is a predicted model, not a curated record. Gene Ontology annotation, biological process: cellular response to interferon-beta; positive regulation of interleukin-1 beta production; activation of innate immune response. Gene Ontology annotation, cellular component: nucleolus. NCBI's taxonomy places the organism in Eukaryota, Metazoa, Chordata, Mammalia, Primates, Hylobatidae.
AUUGCUUCCUACUCCAUUUUCUCUGGGGCAGUAGCAGAGUAGGAGCAAGCCAGCACUAGUAAGCUAACUAAGUGACUCAACCAAGGCCUUUUUUCCUUGUUAUCUUUGCAGACACUUCAUUUUCUUAGCAUUUCUGGAGAUUACAACAUACUGCGGUUCCGUUUCUGGGAACUUUACUGAUUUAUCUCCUCCCUCACACAAAAUAAGCAUUGAUUCGUGCAUUUCUGAAGAUCUCAAGAUCUGGACUACUGUUGAAAAGACUUCCAGUGAGGCUCACUUAUGUCUGUAAAGAUGGAAAAAAAAUACAAGAACAUCGUUCUACUAAAAGGAUUAGAGGUCAUCAAUGAUUAUCAUUUUAGAACGGUUAAGUCUUUACUGAGCAGCGAUUUAAAACUUAAUCCAAAAAUGAGAGAAGAGUAUGACAAAAUUCAGAUUGCUGACUUGAUGGAAGAAAAGUUCCGAGGUGAUGCUGGUUUGGGCAAACUAAUACAAAUUUUCAAAAAUAUACCAGCACUUGAAAACCUGGCUGAAACUCUUAAAAAAGAAAAGUUAAAAGCAAAAGGAUCAGCCGCAUCAAGAAAGACGAAGAAGGCAGUGGAUGCUGCUUCACCUGCACCCUCCACAAGCAGCACUGUCAAAACUGAAGGAGCAGAGGCAACUCCUGGAGCUCAGAAAAGAAAAAAACCAACCAAAGAAAAGGCUGGACCCAAAAGGAGUAAAGUGUCCAAGGAGCAGACUCAGCCUCCCUGUCCUGCAGGAGCCGGCAUGUCCACAGCCAUGGGCCAUUCCCCAUCUCCCGAGACCUCAUCGUCAGCUCCACCCAACACUUCCUCAACUGAGAACCCGACAACAGUGGCCAGAAGAAGUGUUCUCCAAAAAGGUCCAUUGAUAGUGAAGGUACUGAGUACAACAAAGCCAUUUGAAUAUGAGACCCCAGAAAUGGAGAAAAAAAUAAUGUUUCAUGCUACAGUGGCUACACAGACACAGUUCUUCCAUGUGAAGGUUUUAAACACCAGCUUGAAGGAGAAAUUCAAUGGAAAGAAAAUGAUCAUGAUAUCAGAUUAUUUGGAAUAUGAUAGUCUCCUAGAGGUCAACGAAAAAUCCACUGUAUCUGAAGCUGAUCCUGAUCAAACGUUUGAGGUUCCAAAUAGAAUCAUCAGCAGAGCAAAGGAAACUCUGAGGAUUGAUAUUCUUCACAAACAAGCUUCAGGAAAUAUUGUAUAUGGGGUAUUUAUGCUACAUAAGAAAACAGUAAAUCAGAAGACCACAAUCUAUGAAAUUCAGGAUGAUAGAGGGAAAAUGGAUGUAGUGGGGACAGGACAAUGUCACAAUAUCCCCUGUGAAGAAGGAGAUAAGCUCCAACUUUUCUGCUUUCGACUUAGAAAAAAGAACCAGAUGUCAAAACUGAUUUCAGAAAUGCAUAGUUUUAUCCAGAUAAAGAAAAAAACAAACCCGAGAAACAAUGACCCCAAGAGCAUGAAGCAACCCCAGGAACAGAGUCAGCUUCCAAAUCCUUCAGACGCCGGCACAACCUCCUCUGAGAGCCAUCCUUGGACGCCUCAGAUGCCACCAACAACUCCAUCCAGCAGUUUCUUCACCAAGAAAAGUGAAGACACAAUCACCAAAAUGAAUGACGUCAUGAGGAUGCAGAUACUGAAGGAAGAGAGUCAUUUUCCAGGAUCGUUCAGGACCAGCAUAGGCCCAGCUGAGAGCUAUCCCCACACUCCUCAGAUGCCUCCAUCAACACCAAGCAGCAGUUUCUUAACCACGUUGAAACCAAGACUGAAGACUGAACCUGAAGAAGUUUCCAUAGAAGACAGUGCCCAGAGUGACUUCAAAAAAGUGAUGGUGCUGAAUGUAACAGAAUCAUUUGUAUAUAAGCCCGAAGAGCAGAAGAAAAUGUUUCAUGCCACAGUGGCAACUGAGAAUGAAGUCUUCCGAGUGAAGGUUUUUAAUACUGACCUAAAGGAGAAGUUCACCCCAAAGAAGAUCAUUGCCAUAUCAAAUUAUGUUUGCCGCGAUGGGUUCCUGGAGGUAUAUCCUUCCACACUUGUGGCUGAUGUGAAUGCUGACCGAAAGAUGGAGAUCCCACAAAGAUUGAUUAGAAGUGCCAAUACAACUCCUAAAAUCAAUCAGCUUUGCUCACAAACUAAAGGAAGUUUUGUGAAUGGGGUGUUUGAGGUACAUAAGAAAAAUGUAAGGGGUGAAUUCACUUAUUAUGAAAUACAAGAUAAUACAGGGAAGAUGGAAGUGGUGGUGUAUGGACGACUGACCACAAUCAACUGUGAGGAAGGAGAUAAAUUGAAACUCACCUGCUUUGAAUUGGCACCGAAGAGUGGGAAUACCGGGGAAUUAAGAUCUGUAACUCAUAGUCACAUCAAGGUCAUCAAGACCAGGAAAAACAAGAAAGACAUACUCAAUCCUGAUUCAAGUAUGGAAACUUCAGCAGACUUUUUCUUCUAAAAUCUGGAUGUCAUUGACGAUAAUGUUUAUGGAGAUAAGGUCUAAGUGCCUAAAAAAUGUACAUAUACCUGGUUGAAAUACAACACUAUACAUACACACCACCAUAUAUACCAGCUGUUAAUCCUAUGGAAUGGCGUAUUGGGAGUGCUUUUUUAAUUCUUUAUUUUUUUUUUUUUUUAUAAAAUGGCAUAUUUUGCAUCUACAACUUCUAUAAUUUGAAAAAAAUAAAUAAACAUUAUCUUUUUUGUGAAAGGAA